AUGUCUGCCUACGGGAAACCAGCUCCCUCCGAACUUCACAGCUAUGAACCAAAUCGUGCUUAUCCCGAGGGAUCCUUCCCAUACGCGACAACAUAUGGAUCGCAGCCUGGUUCCUCCUCAGCCACUGCGCCCGGGUAUGCGCACUCACAGCAAUUAAAUCCGAUGGCCUUCCCUCCAUCGCAGAGCCGCACGCCCUACGAUGUACAGUCAGGACCUUAUCUCAAUGUUGGGUCGACACCAAUUCCUGAAAUAUCGAAAUGGGAGCCCAAAGCUGGACCCGCAUCAACGCCGUUGCAUGUGUACAUUAGUUCCAUGUACGAACUGAUGACAAGCAACACGCCAGUUUUCUACUUGAGUUUUGGAGGUCGAAAGUGUCAAGCGGCGUUGACGAAAUCGAGCCAACAAGGUGCUGUCUGCCAAUACACCGUUUCAGCGCAAGUCCCGGAUUUCGCGGUGACCGGUUGUACAACUUCCCAAGUACCAGUGAAUAUGCUCAUGGAGAGCGGAGAUGGCGAUGUCAUUGCGUCGGUGGAAGUGGGAAACUUUGGUUAUGUCAGUGAUGUGCAGAACGAUUAUGGUGCGCAAGACGGUUCGAGGAAGAGAAAGAUGUCGGAUGCAUCUCCAGAGUUGAUAAAGAGUCCUGCAAAGCGAAACUCGGCUCAAAUGCUUAGACCGAAGGAGGAGUAUACCGCAUACGGAUAUCCUACCGGUCAAAACAAUUCCUCGUACUCCCCAUACAUGCAAGCCAGUCAAGGGUAUAGCAAUGCUGUACCACAGUACAACCGACCAUUAGCAGGCUAUCCAUCACAACCUUCGAGAAACAUCGGUUACGGUUACUCAAACGCAUCGAAUGCGUCACCUCCUACAAUCAAAGCGCAAUCACCUCGGGUAGGAAGUUGGAGUCCAGCGUACGGAUCGGCGGGGCAGCAUCUUGGGAGAGGUAGUGGACUUCCUUCGUCUGAGUCGAUGAGCCGGUCAUCUCUACCUUCACCCGGUCUAUCUGCAAACCCACCUCUAAUCAGAACUUCCACGCUUCAACAGACACCAAGUCCAGCAACCAUACCACAUGGCGGGAUUCAUGGACAACAGUUUGCACCAUAUAAUUUAUAUCCAAGCAAGGCGAAAUUGGAAAUCAACGGUGACAUAGAGUCGAUGGCAAAAGAAUGGUCAGAAGAUGAAUGGGACGCAAAACGACGGCUGGUUGUUUUCACAAGAUCACAGUCUGGCAGCACAAUUUCCGCUUCAUUUCGAGCAGUAACGCCAGAAGAGCGACCGCCACAGAGUAUUUGCAUCAGUUGCAUUUACUGGGAAGAAAAGGAGCAGUGCUUUGUCACGAGCGUGGAUACGAUCUCUCUGCUGGAACAGUUGGUUGCAGCUCGAUUCACUGUGGAAGAAAAGAACCGGAUACGCAGGAAUCUGGAAGGCUACCGACCUCUGACUGUUUCCAAGGGAAAACCAGAUAGCGAGGAAUUCUUCAAAGUCAUCAUGGGCUUUCCAACGCCAAAACCCCGCAAUAUCGAAAAAGAUGUCAAGGUGUUUCACUGGAAAGAUCUAGCCGCAGCGCUCAAGAAGAUCAUCGGCAAAUACUCUGCUUCCCCAUCUUCGACCUUACCGCCUGCUCCACCACUUCUGACUCCAUCGAGCUCCACGGGCUACGCAGCAGAAGGAUCAUCUGCCGGCAUUUCCUAUAUGGGAGAUCAUCAUGGGACCAUGUCUCCUCGAUCGAUAUCAGGUUCAACCACCUCAACCGCAUACGCAACGUCCAUCCCCGCGCGCGUACUCUCACCUCAUAGUCAGAAGUCCAUGGUGCUAGGCCCAGGUCCAUCUGAUCUUCGCGUCUCUCACGACCCCCACUGGCAAGGGGGGCAGCAACAGCAGCAGCAGCAACACAUGCAAACCUCUCAUCAAUACGCCCAUCUCACCCCCCAGACCGCUCGAGGCUCUUGGGACAUGGCAAGCUACAACCACGCAAAUCAAGCGGCAUCCUUGACCGGACAGUUAGCAAAUUACCCUCGCAACAAUAACAUUGCGGAUAACGCGGUUUCCGGAGCAGAUAACCAACUUGUUCGCAGUCAGAGUCACCAGAUGUCUCUAUCGCGUACGUGA
Messenger RNA from Glarea lozoyensis ATCC 20868, 2106 nucleotides. RefSeq lists its product as uncharacterized. NCBI's taxonomy places the organism in Eukaryota, Fungi, Ascomycota, Leotiomycetes, Helotiales, Helotiaceae. The transcript has 3 exons. Bases 1 to 2106 code for a protein of 701 amino acids. Gene Ontology annotation, cellular component: nucleus. The record is from RefSeq and is a predicted model, not a curated record.